Messenger RNA from Pollicipes pollicipes, 1254 nucleotides. Its product is annotated as carbonic anhydrase-related protein 10-like. The coding region runs from base 1 to 1254 and encodes 417 amino acids. The record is from RefSeq and is a predicted model, not a curated record. Gene Ontology annotation, molecular function: carbonate dehydratase activity; zinc ion binding. Gene Ontology annotation, biological process: one-carbon metabolic process. Lineage: Eukaryota; Metazoa; Arthropoda; Thecostraca; Pollicipedomorpha; Pollicipedidae. The transcript has 12 exons.
AUGGGCAAAGCCGGUGACGACAUGACGGCCUACCUAUCGAAGCCGAGCUGGCCGCCGCCGAUGGAGCCGCCCGAGCCAGGCGACCUCGACUCGCUGCCCGACACGCUGCUCGAUGAGACCAUGUCCGAGCAGCCGCGACGCGAGUCAGCCUCCCAGAUCGACGAAUUCUUCUCGGCGGCCGUGCGUCGUCGCUCCUCGUACCUGGCCAUCCUGACGGCACUGCAUGCACGCGAAGACGACGACGUCUUCCAGAAAACGGACCUCGAGAACGAGUCCGCCCACAUAGCUACUGACCAGCGCGUCAUGAAGAAGAUCGCCGGCAGGGGGAAGGCGAAGGCGGCGGCCGGGGACGAGCCGUUGCCGCCAUUGAUCGGUGUGAGUUGCGUCGUUUGGGACCAGUGGUGGACCUACGAUGGCAUAUCAGGCACCUCGUACUGGGGGGUGUUUAACCCGGACUGGGGCACGUGUCACAAGGGUCGUCGGCAGUCGCCCAUCAACGUCGAGCCCGAUUCACUUCUGUUCGACCCACAACUGGGCUAUCUACACGUCGACAAUGCCGCCGUGUCGGGCUGCCUGAGGAACUCCGGGCACGGGCUGGUGUUCAGCGUACUGGACUCGCACCGGGGUCAGGUCAAUAUCACCGGUGCCUCGCUCAGCUACGGUUAUCAGUUCCAAGAAGUGCACAUCCACUUCGGAAUGAAGAACGCUCGGGGGUCGGAACACCAAAUAUCCGGAAAGCCAUUUCCGGCUGAAGUCCAGCUGUUGGGAUACAACGCGAACCUGUAUCCAAACCUGACAGCUGCGGCCUCCGGCAACAGCAGCAUUGUUAUCGUCGCGGUGCUAGUUCAGCAAGGCUCGGCGACCAAUCGCCAGCUGGCGCGCCUCGCCGACGCCAGCGUGGCAACACCCUACCGAGAUGAUGCGAUAUGUCUGGCGAAUGUCAGCGUCAGCGAACUGCUGCCCAGCACCGAGUUCUACCUGACCUACGAGGGAUCGCUAACCUGGCCUGGCUGUGACGAGUCGGUCACCUGGGUUCUGAUGAACAAGCCAAUCUAUAUUACCAACGCGUCAGCCACACUGUCCGCGCCGCCUGGCGGUCUGCAGUUGGAGCAACUGCGGCGCCUCAGCCAGAGCCUGCAGACGGAUGACACCAGGUCACCACUGGGGGACAACUUCCGUACUCCGCAGCCGCUGCACCGGCGCCCGGUGCGCACCAAUAUCGAUUUCACAGGGCGUCCAGUCGUGAACUCUUAA